AGAGGCAGAGCACCGCAGUGGAUGCUCCGGCUUUCGGAGGCGACGAAGAGAACGAAUCCAGAUGGGAAGGCCCGGGAGGAAACCGAGAGGCCGAGCCGGGCCUGGACUCUUCUCAUUUCCAAAAGAGGAGCUCAGACGACGAGGCUCGUCUCUUGAAAAUCUCAAAGCCAUGUCUAAGGGACCAAUGUCAUUCAAGGACGUGACUGUGGACUUCACCCAGGAGGAGUGGCAGCGCCUGGACCCUGCCCAGAAGGCCCUCUACAGGGAUGUGAUGCUGGAGAACUACUGUCAUUUCAUCUCUGUGGGAUUUCACAUAACAAAACCUGAUAUGAUCCGAAAGUUGGAACAAGGUGAGGAGCUGUGGACAGAGAGACUUUUUCCAAGUCAGAGCUAUCUCGAAGAGGAAGAGGUUUUGGUGAAGUUCGGCGACUACGAGGACAAGCCUUCUAAAUCAAUCGUAAUCAUCAACCACAAGAAGCUAAUUAAGGAGAGAAGCAACAUUUAUGGGAAAACACUAGGCAAGAACCGUAUUAUUUCCAAAACAUUAUUUGAGUAUAAAUCUGAUGGGAAAGUUUUGAAAAAUAUCUCAGAAUUCAUCAGUAGAGAUAUAAACCCUGUGAUGGGGAAGUUGGGUGGUGGUGAUGAAUGGGAGGAAUCAGUCGUGACUUCAAAGCAGGAGAAAACUCAUCCUGCCUUCACUGUCCACACACAAAUCGGAAGGGAUCUGAGCUCUGAACAGGAGCUCGCUCUGCACCAGAAGACCAAGAUUCCAAAGCAGCAGUUUGAAUGUAAUGAAUGUGACAGCCCCUUCCUCAUGACAGGAGUGGCAUUUCCACAUGACAGAGCUCACAGAGGAGGCGGGAACUUCGACUACAGGAAAGAUGAAAUCACCUUUUUUGAAAAGUCAGACCUUGGUAUUCAUCCACACAAUGUCAUGGAAAAGAAAUGUUCUGCCUACAACAAAUACGGGAAACUCCUUUGCAGAAAGUCAGUGUUUGUUCUGCACCCCAGAUCUCCGAUGGCCGAGAGGCCCUUCCAGUGUCCUUACUGUGGGAACAGCUUUAGAAGGAAGUCCUACCUUAUUGAGCACCAGCGGAUCCACACGGGGGAGAAGCCCUACAUCUGCAGUCAGUGCGGGAAAGCCUUCCGUCAGAAGACGGCUCUGACACUCCAUGAAAAAACACACACAGAGGGGAAACCCUAUCUCUGUGUGGACUGUGGGAAGUCCUUCCGCCAAAAGGCCACCCUCACCAGGCACCACAAAACGCACACGGGGGAGAAAGCCUACGAAUGCACUCAGUGCGGAAGUGCCUUUGGAAAAAAGUCCUACCUCAUCGACCAUCAGAGAACUCACACAGGGGAGAAGCCCUAUCAGUGCACAGAGUGUGGGAAGGCCUUUAUCCAGAAGACGACGCUCACGGUGCACCAGAGGACUCAUACAGGGGAGAAGCCCUACAUCUGCAGUGAGUGUGGGAAGUCCUUCUGCCAGAAGACAACUCUGACCCUCCAUCAGCGGAUCCACACUGGGGAGAAGCCCUACAUCUGCAGUGACUGCGGGAAGUCCUUCCGCCAGAAGGCAAUCCUCACUGUGCACUACAGAAUACAUACAGGAGAAAAAUCCAAUGGCUGUCCCCAGUGUGGGAAAGCCUUCAGUAGGAAAUCAAACCUCAUUCGCCACCAGAAAACUCACACAGGAGAAAAACCCUAUGAAUGUCGAGAGUGUGGAAAAUUCUUUACCCAUGGUUCAUAUCUCAUUGGCCAUCAGAGAACUCACACAGGAGAAAAGCCCUUUGUAUGUAAUGAGUGUGGUAAGUCAUUCCGCCUAAAGACAGCUCUCACAGAUCACCAGAGAACACACACAGGGGAGAAGUCAUACGAAUGUCCACAGUGUAAGAAUGCCUUCCGACUGAAAUCACACCUUAUUCGUCAUCAGAGAACCCACACAGGAGAAAAACCGUAUGGCUGUAAUGACUGUGGCAAAUCUUUCCGCCAAAAGACAACUCUUUCCCUCCAUCAGAGAAUUCAUUCAGGGGAGAAGCCCUAUAUUUGUAAAGAAUGUGGGAAAUCUUUUCACCAAAAAGCGAACCUCACUGUCCAUCAGAGGACUCAUACAGGGGAGAAGCCCUAUAUUUGUAAUGAGUGUAAGAGAUCAUUCUCCCAGAAAACAACACUUGCUCUUCACAAGAGAACACAUAAUGAGGAGAAGCCCUAUGUGUGUAGUGAAUGUGGGAAGUCCUUCCGCCAGAAGACUACUCUCGUGGCACAUCAGAGGACACAUACAGGGGAGAAAUCUUAUACAUGUCCUCAUUGUGGGAAGGCCUUUAGGAUGAAAUCCUACCUCAUUGAUCACCACAGAACCCACACAGGAGAAAAACCAUAUGAAUGUAAAGAGUGUGGGAAAUCAUUCAGCCAGAAAACAAACCUCAAUCUACACCAGAGGAUUCAUACUGGGGAGAAACCCUAUAUGUGUAACGAGUGUGGGAAGUCCUUUCGCCAAAAGGCAACCCUUAUUGUCCAUCAGAAAAUCCAUACAGGGCAGAAGUCCUACGAGUGUCCUCAGUGUGGGAGAGCUUUCGGCAGGAAGUCCUACCUCAUCCAUCAUCAGAGAACUCAUACUGGAGAAAAGCCCUAUAAAUGCAAUGAAUGUGCAAAGUGCUUUCGCCAGAAGACAAAUCUCAUUGUUCAUCAAAGAACUCACACGGGAGAGAAGCCCUAUGCAUGUACUGACUGUGGCAAGUCCUUUAGUUAUAAGAGGAACCUCAUUGUCCAUCAAAGGAUUCAUAGAGAAAAUAUGGAAACACAGUAAGAGGGAAGUGAUGUUUUUGUGAAGUCUUUGCAAUUAUUGUUUUUUUUUUUGUUUUUUUUUGUUGUUGUUUUG
This is a messenger RNA of Arvicanthis niloticus (Nile rat), 2878 nucleotides long. RefSeq names its product zinc finger protein 382 (gene Znf382). Lineage: Eukaryota; Metazoa; Chordata; Mammalia; Rodentia; Muridae. The record is from RefSeq and is a predicted model, not a curated record. Gene Ontology annotation, molecular function: DNA-binding transcription activator activity, RNA polymerase II-specific; RNA polymerase II cis-regulatory region sequence-specific DNA binding. Gene Ontology annotation, biological process: embryo development; regulation of transcription by RNA polymerase II. Gene Ontology annotation, cellular component: nucleus.